UCUAUCCACUGUGUGAAUUGUGUUUUUUUUUUUUUUUUGUUCUAUGACGAACUGCUUAGAUUUCAGAUGUUCGAAUCGAAAUUCGCAUCAGUUUCUCUUAUAUUUCUGUAGUCGCGGUGUAAGUAUUUGUUAUCCGCAUCGUUUUCAUGGCGGUUUCUCUGAUUGUACUUCGGAACUUCAGUGAUUAUUCUUUUUUCGCAGUUGAAUUAUGGCAACAUCAAUACUAUGCGCUUUUUGAGAUGAUAGAUGUGAUUAAAAAGUUGAUUUGAUAAUUUAGUUUUGGAUAUAAGAGGUGAAUUUGAAAAAAGGAUCUUCACCGUGAGUCUGUGAUUAUAUAUAUUAAAAUUUUGGUUUACGAUAAUAUUGCUGCUUGCUUGAUUAAUAAUUAGCUGGAGUGGUAUAACUGUAUAAGCAAUUGUAUUCAUGAAGGAAUUUUGAUUGCUCCAUACUGAUUGAUUCUUAGGAAAAUUACUCGCUAGCACCAUCGUAUGUCAUAAUUCUCUCGGUUCCUUUUUCCGAAGUGAUAUCUGAUUAUUUUGUUCUGGCAGUAGAUUCAUUUGUUCUGUAGAAGAUUGAUGUAGCAUUUUAUGCAGGUUUCUGUUACAUUUCUAAUUCAGUUUGCCAUAGAGCACGGUAUUUGCUUAAUGUUUCAGGCUUUCAGCUGUUUUUUAAUAUCGAAUAAUCGGAAGCUCAAUUGCUAUAGAAAGUGGAAGCUCAAUUGCUAUAGAAAGUUCGAAGUAUUAGUUAACAGAUGGCAAAUUGUUACUGGAUAAUUUGCAUUCUGGUGGUAUCUUGUCUUGUUGGAGUGUAUGAAGGGAGUGCUGGUGAUGUUGACCCAUCAUAUAGGGCUUGUGUGAAACAGUGUGAAAAGACUGGUUGCGUCGGGGAAAGAUGCUUCCCGCAUUGCAAAUUCUCUUCAGAUGGUUCUUCGGUCGAUGGCCCUUGGUAUAUGCAAGAGCCUCUUUACUUGUGGUGGAAACACUGGGAUUGCAAGAGUGAGUGCCAUCACCAUUGUAUGUUAGACAGAGAAAAAGAAAGAGCAGAACUUGGUCAAGGGCCUGUUAAAUAUCACGGCAAAUGGCCCUUUCGACGUCUAUAUGGCUUACAGGAACCUGUUUCUGUGGCCUUUUCAGCUCUAAACCUUGCGAUGCAUUUCCAUGGUUGGCUUUCCUUUCUUACCCUUGUUUACUACAAGUUACCCUUGAAACCAGAUAAGUGGCCGUUAUAUGAUUACGUGGGCCUAUGGAAUAUCUAUGGGCUUUUGUCUAUGAACGCAUGGUUUUGGAGUGCAGUCUCCCGCAGUAUAGAUAUUGACUUGACAGAAAAGCUAGAUUAUUCAUCUGCAGUUGCCUUACUUGGAUACUCGUUGAUUUUGGCGAUAAUAAGAAGCUUGAGCUUAAGGCAAGAUGCUGCUAAAGUCAUGGUUGCUGCUCCACUGAUUGCAUUUACAACUACACACAUUUUGUACCUUCACAACUAUAAGAUGGACCAUGGAUGGAAUAUGAAAGUGUCGAUUGCAAUGUGUAUAGCACAGCUUCUCACUUGGUCAAUAUGGGCUGUAACGACCCGGCAUCCUUCUCGAUGGAAGCUGUGGAUUGUUAUCGUGGGAGGAUUCCUCUCUAUGCUUCUAGAAGUUUCCGACUUCCCUCCUUAUCAAGGAUUAGUGGGUGCACGUGCUCUUUGGCAUGCUUCCACUAUCCCUCUCACAUACAUAUGGUGGAGUUUUAUUAAGGAUGAUGCUGAGCAUAGAACAUCCAUCCUCACAAAGAAGGUACAAUAGUGUCUUGUCCGAACUCCGAACCAAGAACAGAAAUCUCUCUUCAUUUAUCUUCUCGGAGCAUCCUUUUCUGGUAGGAAAUUCAUGUCAUUCUUUUUGUAGAUAAACGUUCUUGUUUUUUUUUUUUUUGUGUGUGUGUGUGUUCUUCUCUAGUUUACUGUUUUGCAUGAUUCUAUAAAAAGGACAAGAUAGAAAAUGAAGUAACAAAUUUUGUUGAUUAGGAAGACAACGGCUUGGAUCAUUUUCAUUGAGAAUUAAUCUCUCUCCUG
Molecule: messenger RNA, 2046 nt
Organism: Erythranthe guttata (spotted monkey flower)
Lineage: Eukaryota; Viridiplantae; Streptophyta; Magnoliopsida; Lamiales; Phrymaceae
Source: RefSeq, a predicted model, not a curated record